Molecule: messenger RNA, 2262 nt
Organism: Morone saxatilis (striped sea-bass)
Lineage: Eukaryota; Metazoa; Chordata; Actinopteri; Moronidae
Gene: kcnj8
Product: potassium inwardly rectifying channel subfamily J member 8
Exons: 6
Coding region: 233-1453 (406 amino acids)
Biological process (GO): regulation of monoatomic ion transmembrane transport; potassium ion import across plasma membrane
Cellular component (GO): plasma membrane
Molecular function (GO): ATP-activated inward rectifier potassium channel activity
Source: RefSeq, a predicted model, not a curated record
UGGAAGUUGGACUACGUCAACAGGAGAGUGGAGACCGUCCCAGCCCUCAGAGGAGCUGAGCAGAGGCGGCGUCGCUCCGAAACGUCCCCAAAUGUCCAGAGAAGGACACGAGCUGAUGCGUCUGUGAGCGUUUCCCUGCAGGUGGACAUGGUUUCCCCGCGCGUAAAGACGCACUGAGGACGUACAGGAAAGGCUCUUUUACGCUUCUUUUUUUAACCAUCAAGAGGAGAAGAUGUUGGCCAGAAAAAGCAUUAUCCCGGAGGAGUUCGGCCUGCCGGGGCUCGCCUCUCGGAUGCCCCGCAAGCCGGUGUUCAGGGACCGCGUGAACAAAGCGCGCUUCAUCGCCAAAAACGGCUCGUGCAACUUGGCGCACAAGAACAUCCGCGAGCAGGGCAGAUUCCUCCAGGACGUGUUCACCACCCUGGUCGACCUUAAAUGGCGCUUCACGCUGGUCAUCUUCACCACGACGUUUGUCAGCAGCUGGCUGCUGUUCGCCAUGAGCUGGUGGCUGGUGGCGUUUGCGCACGGAGACCUGGACCCGGAGCGGCAGAACGGGACCCACUGCGUCACCGAGGUCAAGUCCUUCACCUCAGCCUUCCUGUUCUCCAUCGAGGUUCAGGUGACCAUCGGCUUCGGGGCGCGGAUGAUAACGGAGCAGUGUCCGACCGCGAUCACCGUCCUCAUCAUGCAGAACAUAGUGGGACUCAUCAUCAAUGCUGUCAUGCUGGGUUGUAUCUUUAUGAAGACGGCUCAGUCGAACCGGCGAGCAGAGACGCUGAUCUUCAGCCGCCACGCUGUGAUCGCCGUCAGGAACAACCGGCUGUGUUUUAUGAUCCGUAUCGGGGAUCUCAGGAAGAGCAUGAUUAUAGGGGCGACCGUCAGGUUACAGGUGGUGAGGAAGACGACCACACCGGAGGGCGAGGUGAUCCCCAUCCACCAGAUCGACGUCCAGACAGAAAGCGCCUUGGCCAGCAACAGCCUGUUCCUGCUCGCGCCGCUCAUCAUCUGCCACGUCAUCGACAAAAACAGGUACGGCAACGUCAUCCUGGAGGGGGUCGUGGAGACGACCGGGAUCACCACGCAGGCCCGGACCUCCUACGUCUCUGAGGAGAUCCAGUGGGGUCACCGCUUCGUCCCCAUAGUGACGGAGGAGGAGGGCGUGUACUCUGUGGACUACUCCAAGUUUGGUAACACAGUCAAGGUAGCGACGCCACGCUGCAGCGCCAGAGAACUGGACGAGAAGCCGUCCAUCUUAAUCCAGACUCUCCAGAAGAGCGAGCUGUCGCACCAGAACUCGCUGAGGAAGCGCAACUCCAUGCGACGCAACAACUCCAUGCGGAAAGGCGGAGGAAGCAGCGGAAACCUGCGCAGGAACAACUCAGCACUCGCCGUGCCCAAAGUCCAGUUCUUCACCCCGACUGAAGGGGGCCAGACCCUGAACGCCGUUACCUGACAUGAGGCCUGCCUCCUGCUGGCUGCCCUGCUCCUCCUGGUGGGAAGGAGGAUUGCGGGUGUUGGUGUAUCUCCUGCGCUGAUGGGACUUGUUCUUUUCCUGUUCCCUGCCUUAUCUAGACUUGUCUGCCAACACCUUUACUGUUAAUGUUACUCCAUGUUUACAUGCAUGGAGUAAAAUAGUUUGUAUUUUAGAAGUAGCUGUUCAAACUGUUGACAGAAACGUUAAGAAAACAUUUAAAGAGCCACCGCAAAAGAAAAACAUAUAAGUCAUUAAAGUCCACGUGAAAUGGAAAUCAGAGAGCUGUUUGCUUCCGCAUAUUAAAGCAUAUUUUGUUAAAUAUGUGGGUAGAAUAUAACUGGUGUUUAUUAUUCAUUUUAUCUGGACUUUAAAUGUUUUUCAAAUUGUUCUGUUCAUUACAUCAUUAAAGGUCCAGUGUGUAACAUUUAGUAGACUCUAUUGGCAGAAAUAUAAUAUUCGUAUGUUUUCUGUCGUGUACAAUCACUUGAAAAGUAAGAAUCGUUGUGUUUUCAAGACAAACCAAACUGGCUCUUCUUCAGUCAUGGAGUUUUUCCAUCAGUUGCAAUCUCACCACUAGAUGUCACUAAAUCCUACACACUGGUCCUUUAAAGCAAUAAUUACAAACAUUGGGCAUUUAUGCCUUUUUUUAACCGUUUUUUGGGGGAGAUAUAUUUUCUUAUUGAUUAAAGUCACAGUUUAACUGCUAGUAGUGGUAACUAGUGGCAAUCAAUCACUGUAUUAUACAUGUUUAUUUUUCACUUCAUUGUAAUUUGUGUUGUUUGAGAAUA